AAAACACUUCUUCAGCUUAGUCGCAUUCUAUCCCCAUGGGAAAUUGUGUGGCUUUUCAAUUUUCUUGUGAUCAAUCGGUAAACCGUAUCAUUCGAUGCUUACGUGGUAAAGGUUUUAUUCGAAACCUCGAGGAGAAUCUCAAGGAUCUGCAGAGAGAAAGGGACGAUCUCAAAGCAAUUCAACAACAGGUGAAGAACAGGGUUGCACGAGAGGAGACACAACAUCGACAAAGACUUGAAUCUGUCAAGUUAUGGCUUACACGUGUCGAGAGCAUCGAUACAAAGAUCAAUAAUGUGGUUAGUACCAAUACCACUCAACGUCAAAAUCUGUGCUUCUUUGGUUUAUGCUCAAAAAAUGUGUGUUCGACCUACAAAUAUGGGAAACGUGUAUACUUGUUGUUGGAAGAGGUUAAGAAACUAAAAUCAGAUGCUACUAAUUUUGGAGAGGUUACUGAGAUGACUCCGAGACCUGAAGUCAUGGAGAGGCCUACAUGGCGUACGGUUGGCCAGGAAGAAAUGCUCGACGAGGCAUGGAAGCGACUUAUGGAUGAUAAAGUUGGAAUCAUGGGUUUGCACGGUAUGGGUGGUGUAGGGAAAACUACUCUUUUCCAGAGAAUUCACAAUAAGUUCUCUGAAAUAGUUGGAAAGUUUGACAUGGUGAUAUGGGUAGUAGUGUCUCAAGGCGCAACUAUUUCAAAGCUUCAAGAAGAUAUUGCAGAGAAGCUACACCUCUGUGGCUCUCAAUGGACAAACAAAAAUGGAAGUGAUAAAGCCGCAGAGAUACACACAGUUUUAAAAAGGAAGAGAUUUGUGCUGAUGCUAGAUGAUGUAUGGGAGAAAGUGGAUUUAGAAGCCAUCGGAGUUCCGGAACCCACCAGAGAAAAUGGAUGCAAAGUGGCAUUCACCACCCGUUCUGAGGAUGUAUGUAAGAGGAUGGGGGAUCAUGAACCGAUGCAAGUCAAGUGUUUGAACAAAGAUCAAGCAUGGGAACUGUUUAAACGCAAGAUUGGAGAUGAAAAGUUAAGAAGAGAGCCCCGCAUUGUCGAGCAUGCUAAAAAGGUUGCUGAUAAAUGUGAUGGUCUGCCACUAGCGCUCAGUGUCAUUGGCGAUACAAUGGCAUCUAAAACUACAGUACAAGAAUGGGAGAAUGCAGUCAAUGUUUUGACUAGAAACGCUGCAAAAUUUUAUGACAUGGAAAAUAAAAUUCUUCCAAUUCUGAAGUUCAGCUACGAUAACUUGAAAGAUGAACAGAUCAAGUCAUGUUUCCUCUAUUGUGCUCUGUUUCCAGAAGAUUGGCGAAUAGGAAAAGAAGGGUUGAUAGAGUAUUGGAUAUGCGAAGGAUUCAUCGGGGAGAACCAAGAUUUAAGAACAGCAAGUAAUGAGGGUUAUGAUGUAACCGGUAACCUUAUCCGUGCAAAUUUACUGACAGAAGUUAAUACAGAUACUGUUGUGAUGCAUGACGUAGUUCGUGAGAUGGCUCUAUGGAUUGCAUCUGAUUUGGGGCAAAAAAAAGAGAAUUUUGUUGUUCAAGCUGGAGUCGGAUUACGAGAAAUACCAAAAGUCAAAGAUUGGGGAGCUGUGAGAAGGAUAUCACUAAUACGUAAUAGGAUUGAAGAGAUGACUUGCAGUUGCAAGUGUUAUGAACUUACGACUCUACUCCUCCAGAAUAAUAGUUUGAAGAUUCUCUCAGGUGAAUUUAUUCAAUAUAUGCAAAAGCUAGUUGUUUUGGAUCUAUCAAGUAACUUCAAGUUCAGUGGACUUCCAGAGCAGAUAUCGGAGCUGACCUCCUUGCAAUAUCUUGACUUGUCCCAUACACGUAUUUAUCAACUGCCUGUUGGUUUCCAGGAGUUAAAGAAGCUAACUCACCUGAAUUUGACUAGUAUAUUAGAACUUCGUAGUAUCAGUGGGAUAUCAAAGUUGUCGAGUUUAAGAAGUUUGAAGCUAUUUGGUACUAAUGUUGGAGGGGAUGUUAACUUAGUGAAGGAGCUGCAGCUUUUGGAGCAUCUACAAGUUCUAACCAUAUCUGUAUCUACACUGGCUUUGGAGCAACUAUUAGGAGAUCAAAGGUUGGUGAAGUGGAUCUAUCGUCUGCAUAUUCUCGGUUUUCAUCAAAAGCCAUUUAAUCUAUCGUUGCUGGUAAGCAUGGAGAAUCUUCGAGAUUUCCACUUAAUAAGUAUUCAUGUCUCUGAUACAAAGUGUGGAGGUAGUGAUAUAUACUCGUCUGGCUUACACAAUCCAACACGUCCAUGCUUUACCAGCCUCUCCAAAGUAACUAUAUCUAUGUGCAGAAGCAUUAAGGAUCUGACUUGGCUAUUGUUUGCUCCAAAUCUUGUCAAUUUGAUCAUUCAAGAAUCAAAUGAAGUAGAAGAAGUUAUAAACAAAGAGAAAGCAACAAAGCUUACUGGUAUUUCACUACCCUUUGAGAAACUACAAGAGUUAUACUUGUAUGAGUUGCCUAGUUUGGAGUGUAUCUACUGGUGUCCUCUUCCCUUUCCACUUUUGAGGUGCUUAAAGAUAAGAAACUGUCCAAAUCUGAGAAAGCUUCCCUUAAAUGCUACAAGUGUCUCACGAGUUGAGAAGCUUUCAAUAUCAAUCCUUCCUCUACAACAGAAAACUGAGCUUGAAUGGGAGGACGAAGAUACCAAAAAUCGUUUCUUGCCUUAUGUGUCAGAGUCAGGACCAAACAUCCAUUCCUCUGGAAUGGGAUUCCUCACUGUCUGAUUGAGAAUCCACGCUUCUUCGUCUUCUGAUGUUUGUCUUUCAAUUUCUUACUCUGGACUCGGAUUCCUCACUCCAUCUUACGUACAAGUGGAGUGUAUUGUAGCAUUCCUUUGCAUACUUAUCUUUGUAUCAUUGUUUUUUCUGUACAUACAUAUCUCUGUGGAGUGAGUUGUGUUGUUGACUUGGAUUAUGUUUUCCAUUUUCCUAUUUGUUUUACGUAAGAUGGAUUGUAUCUUUUUCAAAACAAUGGUUAUGCUUUUAGGAAAA
Eruca vesicaria subsp. sativa (arugula) is the source of this 2987-nucleotide messenger RNA. The record is from the annotation of a GenBank genome assembly. Lineage: Eukaryota; Viridiplantae; Streptophyta; Magnoliopsida; Brassicales; Brassicaceae.